Molecule: messenger RNA, 1400 nt
Organism: Jatropha curcas
Lineage: Eukaryota; Viridiplantae; Streptophyta; Magnoliopsida; Malpighiales; Euphorbiaceae
Product: SBP (S-ribonuclease binding protein) family protein
Molecular function (GO): ubiquitin-protein transferase activity
Source: RefSeq, a predicted model, not a curated record
CUUUUUCCUUUUCAAGUCUUGCGUUUCAGUUACUUUAAUCCCAUCCCCUAUUAUUAAUCCACAUCACUCCUCCAUUUUCUCUGUCUCUCCCUCUCACUAUAUAUAACCCAUCUCACCUUCUCUUGUUUUUAUAUCUUUCUGUCUUCUAAAACCGAAGAUUAGAGAUUUCUGUCUUUGAUGAUCAAGAAAGGAAGAAGAAGAGGAAAUUAAAGAGGAAGGUUUCAAGAAAAGAAAAGGGUUUUCGCUUGUUUUGCUUUCAGAUUUAGGGUUUGGUGUUGGUUAGGAAAAUAUGGCAGUAGAAGCGCAGCAGUUUCCGUUAUGCGGUUCUCAAGAUUUGGUUAUGGACAAUAAUGGUUGUGGUGGUUUUGGGUUAAAUAAUUAUUCGUAUAUCCAACAACAUCAACAACAGCAAAAGCAGCAGCAGCAGCAGCAACAACAACUACUACUCCAACAGCAACAAUUGUUACAAAAUCAUCAGCAGCACCAGCAAAAGAAUCAAAAUCUUUGCUUUCAAAGUAGUGUUCUUGUUCCUUCUGCUUUAGAAAACAAUCAUAGCCCAUCUAUGGCUUUUUCUCAAUCCCCCAUUGCUGCUUUUGAUGAAAAGCAAAGACAAGAAAUUGAUCAGUAUAUCAGAUUACAGAACGAGAGAUUGAGAUUGUUACUCCAAGAGCAAAGAAAACAACAUUUUGCAUCAUUGUUAAAGAGAAUAGAAUCAAAGGCGCUUCCUUUGAUAAGACAAAAAGAUGAACAAAUUGCACAAGCAACUAAAAGAACAAUGGAGCUUGAAAAUUUCUUGAAAAGAUUAGAGAUGGAAAAUCAAGCGUGGCAAAGGGUAGCACAAGAAAAUGAAGCAAUGGUUCUAUCUCUUAAUAAUACAAUUGAACAGUUAAGAGAAAAAGCCUCUUGUUGUUUUGAUAACGGAGCAGAGGAUGCAGAGUCUUGUUGUGAAGUAAACAGAGCAGAAGAAGAAGGAGAAGAAGAAACCGAACAAAGAGGAAAAAACAGAGCAUUUUUCAAUGACAAUUAUAAAAUAACAGAGGAAGAAAUAGUAAGAAAGAAGAUGAUGGUAUGCAGAGGCUGCAAUUCUAGAGAUUCGUGUAUUUUAUUCCUUCCUUGUAGGCACCUUUGUUCAUGCAAAGCUUGUGAAGCUUUUCUUGAUUCUUGCCCUGUUUGUCUAACGGGAAAGAAGGCCUGCAUUGAGGCUUUAAUAGUUUAGGUUUCCUAGGCUCAAAAUUUUCCGGGAAAAGUGAAAGGAAAAGAAAACUAGAAAUGGAAAUUGGCAUUUGGUAUUAGAUAUUAGUUGUCUUUCUUGGUUGGCCCUUUUAAGAGACCCUUUUGUAUUUAAUUAGAGAUAUCAGAUAUAAAAACUGUAAUUUUUCCAAAAAAAAAAAAAAAAAAAA